ACUUUAUCGAUAUAAUAUUGUAGUGCAUUCAGUAUUCACUAUUCAGCAUURCCGUGACAACUAGUAAAUGUUCAAAAUCUAAUUUUCUCUUUUUGGUGAAUACCUUUAUUAUAUAAUAAGAAAACAUUUCUUUGUUCCAAAUCAAGUUUAAAACGAUGGUUGAAGCUAAUGAAGGGACCCUUUUUGUGGUGGAUGAAGUAAGCGAUAUUAUUAAGGAUUCAAUCGAACAUUCAAUCGGCAGUCAAUUGUACCAACAAAAUAUGGUAAACAAAUGGACAGAUUCUGUAGUUGAAAAUUGUCUAACAAGACUUUGUAAAUUGGCCAAACCUUUUAAAUAUAUAGUGACGUGUGCCAUCAUGCAAAAAAAUGGUGCUGGUUUUCAUGCAGCAAGUUCGUGUUAUUGGGAUAACUUGACAGAUGGUAGUUGUACCGUUAGAUGGGAAAACAAAACUAUGUAUGUCAUUGUAUCAGUUUUUGGCCUAGCCAUAUGAAUAAUCAAAUUAAACUUUUGUACAAAAAUACUUACAUGUUUACACUAUUGAAUAAAUAAUUAUAUGUUUUGAUUUUUAAUACAACAGGUAUGAAACAAUAAAAAUAUUUUCAUACUUUUAGUUUUGUCAUAUCAUAAUCAGUAAAAUUAUAAUUG
Diuraphis noxia (Russian wheat aphid) is the source of this 646-nucleotide messenger RNA. RefSeq names its product dynein light chain 90F (gene Dlc90F). The record is from RefSeq and is a predicted model, not a curated record. Gene Ontology annotation, cellular component: cytoplasm; cytoplasmic dynein complex. Gene Ontology annotation, biological process: microtubule-based movement. NCBI's taxonomy places the organism in Eukaryota, Metazoa, Arthropoda, Insecta, Hemiptera, Aphididae. Gene Ontology annotation, molecular function: dynein intermediate chain binding.